Molecule: messenger RNA, 1209 nt
Organism: Penicillium daleae
Lineage: Eukaryota; Fungi; Ascomycota; Eurotiomycetes; Eurotiales; Aspergillaceae
Exons: 1
Coding region: 1-1209 (402 amino acids)
Source: RefSeq, a predicted model, not a curated record
AUGCUCACAGUGCAUUUCCGCGCAGAUGACAUUGAUUUCGGUGGUUCCAGACCAGGCGUCAAGAACAUCCUUGGAGGUGCAGCUUCCUUCGCUGUCAUUGGCGCUCGCCUGGUUUCAGGAGCUGCGCAUGCACGAUCUGUCAGUUGGAUCGUUGAUGUUGGCUCCGACUUCCCUCCCGAGGCACUGGCUGUGAUCCGGUCCUGGGACACCGAUUGUGUCUUCAGAAAGGAUCAUAGCAGGCUUACAACCAGAGCAUGGAACGGGUAUCAUCCAGAUGAGAAGAGGGGUUGGUCAACAGUCUCAUUCGACAGUCGAAGAACCAUCGCUGACAAAGGAGAUAUAGAUUUCAAAUAUCUAACGCCGAAGCUAAGACUAGACCCUUCUAUGCUAUCAGACACACAAGUCUGGUCUCGUACGUUUCAUAUGGUCUGCUCUUCAUCUCGCUGUAUAUCCAUCGUGAACGGAAUAUUGCAGCGGCGGGAUGAGCUGCAUCAGGCAGGUCAGGCCCCCUCCCCCGAGCAUGCGUCAACUCGACCCAUCUUUGUCUGGGAGCCAGUGCCAGAUCUUUGCACACCGGAAGAGCAAGAGAAUUUCUUUGCAGCUAGCAGAGUUGUGGAUGUGGUGAGCCCCAAUCAUCAGGAAUUGGGUAUGAUGUUCGGGCAGCCUGGGUGGUCACAGGAGAGCGAGGAUGGCCAGCAACUCGUCCAAAGAAUUCUGGCCUCUGGAAUCGGUCCUAAUGGCGAUGGGUGCCUUGUCAUAAGAGCAGGUAAGGAGGGAAGCUACGCGUUCUUGAAGGCCCAGAAGUUGUGGCUUCCCGCCUAUCAUCAACCGGGGACGUCGGGUGCUAGGACCGUUGUCGACCCAACAGGGGCAGGCAAUUCUUUCCUGGGUGCAUUGGCCCAGGGAAUGGUGUCUGCGGGUCGUGAACCGUUCAUUGUCAUUGAAUCUAUACUAUCGACCUCUGAAGCCUGGAGAGAAUCUCUCGAAUCCUGGGGACUUCGCAGUAAUCUGCCCAUGGCCCUGAUCUGCGCUACCGUUGCUGCAGGGUUCGUGAUAGAACAGAUUGGUGUUCCGCAUAUUUCUAUGUCCGAGAACGGGGGGAAGGAAUUGUGGAAUCAGUCUGAAUUUACGGAACGAGUCCGCCUGUACACGCAGCGAUUAUUUAGGACAUUAGACGAGUCUCCUCAGAGACACCUGUUGACCAAUUGA